AGCUCCCGCCCGACAUCAUCGCAUCGGACAACAUUCCUCAACUCCCCUGAUCGUCUCCCCCCUCACCUCUCGGGAAGGUCGAUGCCCCACUGGAGAGAGGAGUAUCUGGCUGCGCUGGCAGUCCGGGAUCAGAGGGAGAAGGCCAAUGUCGCGCUCUACGAUGCCUAUACCCGCCUCGCAGAUCGCACUGCCCUGCAGAAAUCUCCCAUAGACUCGGAUGCCAGUCCUGCAGCUGGCAGGAGAUCCUCGGUCGCCCCCAACGAAUCUCAACGGUCCGGUUCUCCCGCAUCUGGGACGGUGCGAAAGAGACAGCCUUCAUCUGAGCCAGGGCCAUCGUUGACAGACCUAUUGAAAACCACUCGGGCAGAUUUAUCCGAGGCACAACGGUCUCGAACUGAUUUACAAGACCAGUUGAACCGACUGAACAUAGAAGCCGAGAAGCUGCGUAAGAAAAGCAACCGCGAUGGCCGGCGCCUCGACACGUUGGAAAGUGAGAAAGCCAUUUUGGGGAAACGCCUGAAAGACAGAGACGAGGAGCUACGAGAGAAAACGAAACUGUUGGAGGAUUUCCAAGCCGAGUUGGCAUCACUCAACCUCGAGUUCAAUAUGGCCGAGAAGAAGUCAAAGGAGCUUCAGCGAGAGAACAAAGAGCUUGUUGAUCGAUGGAUGGCCAGAAUGGGUAAAGAAGCAGAUGCCAUGAACGAUGCAUUCAAAUUCUCCUAAUCGUGGCCACACACUGGACAGGAACCAGAAUAACCGCAGAUAGCUUUUCAAUACCCUAGAUGACUACGAAUUAGAUGUACAUUGAAUCAGAAUACCUGGAAAAGACUUGUCUUUAUACUACCAUAACAAAGAUGGUAAUAAACAUGUUUAUAC
This is a messenger RNA of Penicillium subrubescens, 876 nucleotides long. RefSeq names its product ATG16 family protein. The transcript has 3 exons. The record is from RefSeq and is a predicted model, not a curated record. Lineage: Eukaryota; Fungi; Ascomycota; Eurotiomycetes; Eurotiales; Aspergillaceae. Bases 82 to 723 code for a protein of 213 amino acids.